AUGGCCUUUGCUCGCCCAAUGCUCGCUGCCGACCCGCUGGAGGUCCAGGCCUUGCAAUCAGCGACUUUCCAAUGCAUGAACCCAUUGUUUCGCAUUCAGUGGCACACGGGUGCGAACGACUUGGGUCAACUUGAGCCGCAGCCGGUUGUGCAUGACCGCUUGUUGAGAUGUGCCAUGUGGAAUGGGAAGUCCUCCUGCUGCAGUACAAGCCUUGAACCAUUCCAGCUGGUGGUCUUCAAUGCGCAUAGGGACCACAUAGAAGCUCAGGUGCUGAUAUUAGAGCAAUACUUAGCAUCACUUGUGAACUUGCGCAGCUCGGAAGUCUGCGAAAAAUCAACGCAGCUUGAGCAGCAAUUGCUGGACAGGGCAAUCGAUUCCAUGCAGGCGGCGCUCGAGUUUGCAAAACCUUGUGUUUUGCACUUCUUGGCCUUUGUGGCGGGCAUGAUCUGCUUCAGUUGCCAGCCUGAUUGGGUAAACUAUGUAUGGCGCAAUGGAUAUGGGGAGGUGGUGGGCGUGAAUGUCGAUCCAAAUUCUUGUAUCUACGUCGAUCGCGGAUGUGGUGUGUUUGGACAUGCAGUGCAGGAAGCAUACAUGCACGUGAUGGAGAGCCAGCUGGCAAAGCGCCCAGCAGCUUCCCUUCCAGACUUCUCAAUGUUCUUCAGCCGAGAAUCAUUGUGCAAGUGGCUCCGUAGCACUGUGGCGCUGGAGCCCAUGGCAUUCAAGUCGAGUCAAGUAGCACGGCGCUUGAGUCAGCACAUGUCCAUUGCAGAUGUUGAAGGCAGCAGAGGCUUGGCUUCAGCAGAUACUGCUACUACAAGCGUGUCCUUGCCUGAAGCCGUGGUACAGGCUACAGCGAUACCAACGUCUUUCCCGCUCACAAAGGCCCCGACAGAGGCAUCUUCACCUGCACUGGCGGUUGAUCCAGCUCGGGACGGUUUGCUGUCGGAUUUUCGUAUUCACUUCGCGCCUGGAUGA
Symbiodinium pilosum is the source of this 975-nucleotide messenger RNA. The record is from the annotation of a GenBank genome assembly. NCBI's taxonomy places the organism in Eukaryota, Dinophyceae, Suessiales, Symbiodiniaceae.